Molecule: messenger RNA, 1133 nt
Organism: Mytilus californianus (California mussel)
Lineage: Eukaryota; Metazoa; Mollusca; Bivalvia; Mytilida; Mytilidae
Product: mytilin-1-like
Exons: 2
Coding region: 126-869 (247 amino acids)
Source: RefSeq, a predicted model, not a curated record
GUUCCAAACAAAGCUGGCUAUAAAAUGAACCGCUCAAAACUAUAGACGCAAGCAGUAAACCUACAGCUUGCUUGAGCAGUCAAUUACAGCCUACUGGAACAAUUAAUUUACAGAAAUAAACGAGGAUGAUCUCCAAAUAUUGUUGGUUUGUCGUUGUAUUAGGGACCACUGGAACAGCAUUAGUACACACCAAUGAUUCGAACAAGCUUCAAAAUGUUAAAGCUGUGAUUGCUAUUGAAGACAAAGUAAUUCAUUUUUACGAUCAUACUACUGAAUGUAUAGGGGAAUUGAUGUGUGUACUUGCUGCAUUACCAGAAUCCGAACGCAAUAAAAUGUUGAGCACCCCUUUAGGUCUCCUGAGCAAAAUUGCAACUGACAAGGGACAAGAUCAUUACAGUUUGUUAUAUGCAGAAGCCAAGAAAUUAUUAGCUAACUAUCCGACUAUUAAACAUGUUUUAAAUGGAGCUGUGAAUGGACACUCCGUAAAAGAUAAAAAAGUCUGUGCAUCAAUGUACUCCAAAUGUCCAUAUGAGCCAGAAGAAUUGUUGGAAAAUAUCAACGAUUUGGGGGAUAUUACCAAACUAUUUUCUAAGAAUGAGUUUGGGAAAGUCAUCGCAGAUGCACUUGAGUAUAACUACACACAUGUUGGAAUGACUCAGACACAUAGUAGAGAAAAGAGAUCAUGUUUUAAAGAAGUAUUGGACGUUAGUUGCGCGUCUCUUGGAGCUACUUGUGGUUUGAUGACUGUAGGGUGUGCUGUUUGUACCUUUUUUUCAUUUGGAACAUGUAUAGCUAUCUGUGGUACUGUUAUUGCCGGGUCGUGUGGAUCAGUCAUUGCUGGGUGUGGUAUUGCUGAAAUUGCAUGUUAAUGCAACUACAUGAGAAACAUUAGUAAGUCACCGAGAUGAAUAAAUAGCAAAGUAUUAUCUCCUUAUUUUUUUAUGAAAGAUGUUCCUGAUCUGUUGAAUUUUAACUCUAUACUACAGAUCAGAAUGCAUGUUCAUUUUUUAAUAUGAUUCGGUGAAUAAAACAAAUUUGAAACUUAAUUAGCAUUGUGAUAAUGACAUUUUCUGCUCAAGCGCUUUAUAAACUUUGAUAAUUAUCUGAUGCAAGAACUAAUUAAAUGUAAGUUU